AUGCUCUCGGCGCUGCGGCAAAGAGUGAGCCUCGUACCUCGUCUCGCUCCUGCGCAAAUAUGCCGCGUGAGUAUGAUAUCAAUACAGAAAGCGCAAGAAGAUGAAGCCAUCAAGGUCCUCGACGAAAUUCAAGCUCCUGCCGCACCCGAAGAGCAACCUAUGCAGACUGUUGUUCAACAACGCGCCGACCUCGACGUCAUGCACCAUCACAUCCCACCAGCACAAUCCCCUAUCCUUCAAUUAUUCAUUAGCUGGAUCAUGAAGGACGGCAAACGCGCUACUGCCGCGAAGCGAAUCUCUGACAUGCUGCUCCGUAUCCAUAUUAUGACGCAGAGCCAACCACUUCCUAUUGUAGAGGCCGCUGUUGAACGCGCAUCUCCUGCAGUAUGGGUUAGUAGAAUGAAGAAGGGUGGAGGAAAGACUAUUGUCAAACCAAAACCCCUCAAUGAGAGGCAGAGAGCGAGCUGGGGUGUGUAUUGGAUCAUGGAAGGAGCAAAUAAGAAAGGAAGACCGGGCAAGGAUAUUGCGGACAGACUGGCCAGAGAAAUCAUUGCAGUACUUCAGGAUACCCCAGGAGAGCCAAAGGUUUGGGCCAAUAUGCAAAAGAAGAGGAUACAUGAAGAGGCAUUGACUAAUAGGGGUAACUUGGCAAAACGAUAG
Molecule: messenger RNA, 660 nt
Organism: Psilocybe cubensis
Lineage: Eukaryota; Fungi; Basidiomycota; Agaricomycetes; Agaricales; Agrocybaceae
Exons: 2
Coding region: 1-660 (219 amino acids)
Biological process (GO): translation; ribosomal small subunit assembly
Cellular component (GO): ribosome
Molecular function (GO): structural constituent of ribosome; mRNA binding; rRNA binding
Source: RefSeq, a predicted model, not a curated record